AUCCCUGCCAGGUCAGGCUUGGGGGUAGCCCGGGCUGGACUGUCACCCCUCCCCCCAGCACUCUGCCCAGCUACAGGCGACCACGGCUUCUUCCCGCACGGCACCGCACAGGCCGAGAUCGUGCGCGCCUGCGCACUGCCCUGCCCUUCCCCCCCCGGUCCGCAGUUCGCGCUGGCCGGACUCUCUUUCGCGCUGCCGGAGAUGAAGUAGGCUGGAGCCGGAAGCGGAAGCACGGCUAGGGCCAGUCCCCCCUGUGGGGUGGGGGCCAGACCAUAGAGCGAGCGCCACGUCGGGUGAGCGCCCGGUGCGACGCCACCGCAUCAGCUCAGGGACAGUGUGACCGAGGAGCCGGACGCGACCGACGCCACCUGCCUGGGGGAGCCGGACGCGGUGUCUCGAGGCCAUGCGCGUGCCCCGGCCGGGCCCCGGCCUCCUGGGUCCCCUGCUGCUGCCCCUGCUGCUGGCCGGCGGGUGCGGGGCGCUCUCCUUCCAGCUGCCGGCGCAGACCCGCAAGUGCCUGAAAGAGGAGAUGCACCGCGACGUCAUGGUGACCGGGGAGUACGAGGUGUCGGAGGCCGGGGCGCCGGGGGCCAGGACUGAUCUCCGGGUCACAGACUCCUCUGGCCACCUGCUCUACUCCAAGGAAGAUGCCAAGAAGGGCAAAUUCGCCUUCACCACAGAUGACUAUGAGAUCUAUGAGAUCUGCUUCGAGAGCCACGCCCAGUCGGUGGGUUUCCGAGUUCCUGACCAGCUGAUCAGCCUCAACGUCAAACAUGGGGUGGAGGCCCGGAACUAUGAAGACAUUGCCAAGGCAGAGAAGCUGAAGCCCCUAGAGGUGGAUCUGCGACGUCUUGAGGACCUUUCUGAAUCCAUCGUCAAGGACUUUGCCUACAUGAAGCAGCGGGAGGAGGAAAUGAGGGACACGAAUGAGUCCACCAGCACCCGCGUGCUCUACUUCAGCAUCUUUUCCAUGCUGUGUCUGGUGGGCCUGGCCACCUGGCAAGUCUGUUACCUGCGCCGCUUCUUCAAGGCCAAGAAGCUCAUCGAGUGAGCAGCCCCUUGGGUGUGUCUGCCUGCCUCUCUCACAGGCCCUCCUGCGCUGGGCUCCCUUCCUCGUGGCCCUAGAAUCCACAUCCAGCCUCUCUCAGCUCUAGUGGGAAGUGGCGCCUGCACUGGACAUCUCUGCCCAUCAGGAAUGGAUUCUGGUGGGAAGAGGGGGUUCUGGCCCCCCAAUAAGGAUCCAACUACUCCCAUUUUUAAGGAUCUUGUAGUUAACAGAGGAUCCAGUAGUGUUGGCACCAUGAUCGGGGGAUUGGGUUGUAAUUAUUUUAAAAUAAAUAGUUAAUUGGG
Messenger RNA from Dermochelys coriacea (leatherback sea turtle), 1350 nucleotides. RefSeq names its product transmembrane emp24 domain-containing protein 10-like. Lineage: Eukaryota; Metazoa; Chordata; Testudines; Dermochelyidae. Bases 404 to 1051 code for a protein of 215 amino acids. The record is from RefSeq and is a predicted model, not a curated record. The transcript has 5 exons. Gene Ontology annotation, cellular component: endoplasmic reticulum-Golgi intermediate compartment; COPI-coated vesicle; endoplasmic reticulum. Gene Ontology annotation, biological process: Golgi organization; intracellular protein transport; endoplasmic reticulum to Golgi vesicle-mediated transport.